This is a messenger RNA of Cyprinodon tularosa, 1572 nucleotides long. RefSeq lists its product as uncharacterized. The record is from RefSeq and is a predicted model, not a curated record. NCBI's taxonomy places the organism in Eukaryota, Metazoa, Chordata, Actinopteri, Cyprinodontiformes, Cyprinodontidae. The coding region runs from base 128 to 1108 and encodes 326 amino acids. The transcript has 9 exons.
GUUUAAGCCUGUGAAGAUGUAAUUCUCUCACAGAGAGGGUUAAUAGAGUCUGUUCUGCCUGUGCUGAUGCUACGUGUCCUUCUUCUUGGCCUCUUUCAUUAAGGUCUAGUCUGAGGAGCAGCAGAGGAUGAAGAUAAUCUUCUCUCACAGAGGCUCUCAGUGGUUCCCUCUGCUGUCUGAGGGGCUCCUUCAUCUCCUUCUUGGCCUCUGCCUUUAUGAUGUAGAGGCUUCAGGAGGAAAACAAGUCAUUGAUAGAAAAGUUGGAGACUCAGUGGAGCUUUCAUCCAAUUUACCAACUGAAGGAGUCAGCAGUGCAAGAUGGAGAUAUGGAGACUCAGUAGUUGCAGUUCAAGGUUCAGGUGUUGCUGCAAACAAUCCAUUUCAGGGCAGAGUGGAGUUCAAUGAUGUGAGCUUUAGUUUAACAGUGAGAGAACUGACCCUUCAAGAUUCUGGAGAUUUCAGUUUCCUCUCAGAGGCCAAUGGCCAACAAAGACCUACAGUCAUCAUCACUCUGCAGGUUCAUGAGCCAAUAUCUACGAAGCCCAAACUGCUUUAUAACAUCAGUGAGCCUGACUUAAAUGGAUCCUGCACAGUUUAUCUGGAAUGCAGAGCAGCUCCUCACAGAAACACCAACUACAUCCUGACUGUAGGAAACCAAACACGUGAAGGCCCCAAGCUGCAUUACCACAUCACACCACAAGAUGGAGACACAACAGUCACCUGCAAUGCCUCUAAUGCUGUCAGUGAGAUGUCAGCAUCAGAAACAUUGAGGUGUAGAAACACUGACAGCCUCUCUAACAAAGAUCCUGGCUCUUCUACCAUCAUCAUGUGGUUUAGACUAUUUUUUGGAGUUCUUGUUAUUCUAUUCUUGGUCUGGCUGCUUCACUUCACAAAUUCAAAGGAAGUAUGUUUUAAGCUCAAACAUCCUGCAGCAGUCGACCAGGAUGAGAGUCAGCAGCAUCCCCACUCCUCACCUGCUGCUGGUGAUGCUUCAGAGUAUGAACCCAUGAGAGGCUCUACAGAUGCUGAACAAGGGGAACCUUCAGCAGAAUACGUCCUUCCUCAACAAGCUUCUAUGAAGGAUCAGGACAACGUCUAUGAGAACUAAUAGACAAGAAGGUCAUCUUCGUGCAACUGAUUCUGAGAAGUGAUUAAAGGAAAAUAUAUUGUGAGCUUCUCCUGCAUUUAGCUUUUAGCUUCAUGACGAUUUUUUUCUAUUCUAUUUACUGUUUAAUCAAAUCAGGAGCAAAUUCAGGAGUUUAUACCUACUGGCAUAUUUAAUCUCUUUAUUAGGAAAACUUUUAUGUUAUAUUACAGUAUUUUUUACAUAUUACUGUAAGCAAUGCAUGUUGGCAGAUUAUAUUUUGUGAGAGAAGGGAGAUUAACUGUGGAAAAAUCUGAGGGGAAGAGUAAUUCAUCAAAUUAAGAAAAGGUAAUGAUUCCUAGCUUUAUUAAAAACUUUACAAUUAACAGCCGUUAUGCUAACAAAUGCAAUAAGCUAAGGUUACUUUUGCAGAUUAAUAUUUUGUUGUUUUACAAACCUGAAAAUCUUGCAAUUUUUUAAAGUUACAU